AAACAACCGACCAGCCCUCUAGAGUGCACUGACGAAAUUGGGAGAAAUCAUGGCGCAGGCGCCGAGUCAGGCUGCUUCUUUUCGACGGAGGCCGUGUAUCGUCGCGGUCGUUAGGGAACCCCGUAACAGCGUCUUCGGAAGCAUCAAGCAAAAUGGGGUUUGUCAAGGUGGUUAAAAACAAGCAGUACUUCAAGCGGUACCAGGUUAAAUUCAAGAGGCGUCGGGAGGGUAAGACUGAUUACUAUGCCCGUAAACGACUCACUAUUCAAGACAAGAACAAAUAUAACACCCCCAAGUACAGGUUGAUCGUCCGACUCUCCAACAAAGAUAUCACCUGUCAGGUCGCAUAUUCGCGCAUUGAAGGAGAUAAGAUCGUGUGCGCAGCUUACAGCCACGAGUUACCUAAGUACGGAGUGAAAGUUGGUCUCACCAAUUAUGCCUCUGCCUACUGCACGGGUCUUCUUCUCGCCCGAAGGCUUUUGAAGAAGUUAGGUCUCGACUCUCUGUACACUGGCACCACGGAAGUCACAGGUGAUGAAUACAACGUCGAGGAAUUAGAUGACGGACCAGGUGCAUUCAGAUGUUACUUGGACACAGGUCUCAUGCGUACCACAACUGGAGCCAGAGUAUUUGGCGCCAUGAAGGGUGCUGUAGAUGGAGGCCUAAACAUCCCCCACAGCACGAAACGGUUUCCUGGAUACGACAACGAAUCCAAAUCUUUCAACGCAGAUGUCCACCGACAACAUAUCUUUGCCCAGCACGUAGCCAACUACAUGCGAACACUUGAGGGUGAAGAUGAGGAAGCUUUCAACCGUCAAUUCUCUCAGUACAUCAAGAACGCAAUUACCGCGGACAGUAUUGAAAGUAUUUACAAGAAAGCUCAUGAAGCAAUCAGAGCCAACCCUGCCCACACAGUAGCAAAGAAAGACAAGGAACCGGUUAAGAAGAGAUGGAACCGCGCUGGACUUUCGCUUUCAGAACGGAAGAACCGUGUGGCCCAGAAGAAAGCAUCGUUCCUUAAAAAAUUGGAAGAAGCUGAAGCCUAAGAACGUUUUUUUACUUAGGUCUACAUCGCUACUGUUGCAAAUGUCUUCGUUCAUAAUUGGAGAGCUAUAUGAAUUCACUUUCUCAAAUUGUAAUAUAAUUGUGUCAUUGGCGAUGGGCCGACAAAGUAAUAAACAGAAUGGUUUCAACCACAA
Molecule: messenger RNA, 1199 nt
Organism: Athalia rosae (coleseed sawfly)
Lineage: Eukaryota; Metazoa; Arthropoda; Insecta; Hymenoptera; Athaliidae
Gene: RpL5
Product: 60S ribosomal protein L5
Exons: 6
Coding region: 153-1046 (297 amino acids)
Biological process (GO): translation; ribosomal large subunit assembly
Cellular component (GO): ribosome; cytosolic large ribosomal subunit
Molecular function (GO): 5S rRNA binding; structural constituent of ribosome
Source: RefSeq, a predicted model, not a curated record